Molecule: messenger RNA, 819 nt
Organism: Neopsephotus bourkii (Bourke's parrot)
Lineage: Eukaryota; Metazoa; Chordata; Aves; Psittaciformes; Psittacidae
Product: carnitine O-palmitoyltransferase 1, muscle isoform-like
Exons: 6
Coding region: 106-819 (237 amino acids)
Biological process (GO): carnitine metabolic process; fatty acid metabolic process
Cellular component (GO): mitochondrion
Molecular function (GO): carnitine O-palmitoyltransferase activity
Source: RefSeq, a predicted model, not a curated record
GCUCCCCGGGGCGGUGCCGCCGCCCGCUCCCGCCCCGCCGGUGUCCGGUUACCGGGGACCCGCCAGCCCGGGGCUGUCGCGCGCCCGCGCCCCGCAGCAGGCGCCAUGGCGGAAGCCCACCAGGCCGUCGCGUUCCAGUUCACGGUCACGCCCGAGGGCGUUGACCUGCGGCUGAGCCACGAGGCCGUGCGGCAGCUCUGCCUCUCGGCCGCACACGCGUGGAAGAAGCGCCUCGUGCAGGCCAAGAACACGUUCCUGAGCGGGGUGUACCCGGCCUCCCCAUCCAGCUGGGUGCUCGUCGUCAUGGCAACCGCUGGCUCCGUCUACUGCCGGGUGGACCCUUCCCGGGGCCUCAUCACCCGCAUCCAGCACUACCUGCCCCAGAGCCGGUUCCUGGGCCCCCGCGGGCAGGAGGUGCUGAGCGCGGCGCUGGUCGGCACCGGGCUGUGGCUGGGCACGGUGCUGCUGUUCCGCCGCGCCCUGCGCCUGCUCCUCACCUACCAUGGGUGGAUGUUCGAGCCCCACGGCCGCCUCAGCCGCCGCACCCGCGUCUGGAUGGUGAUGAUGAAGGUGUUGGCUUUCCGCAAGCCGCUGCUCUACAGCUUCCAGACCUCACUGCCCAAACUGCCUGUGCCCCCUGUGCAGGCCACCAUCACCCGUUACCUGGAGUCGGUGCGGCCGCUGAUGGACGAUGAGAAGUACAAGGAGAUGGAGACCUUGGCCAAGGAGUUCAAGGAGACGAUAGCACCGCGCCUGCAGAAGUACCUGAUCCUCAAGUCCUGGUGGACCACCAACUACGUGAGCCAUCCGUCACCCUAA